AUGAAAUUGCUUUCGAUUUGGCUCUUGCUUGUGGCGAUUGCUUCCGCCCACACAGUUUUGUUGCCUCCUAAUGGUAAGCAAUGUUUCUUUGAAAAUUUGAAGAGAAACGAUGAGUUGUCCAUUAGUUUCCAAGUUGGCUCAAGAGACCCUCAGAACGCCGAACAAUACACCAUCGACUUCUACAUCACAGGCCCAAAUAACAAGGUUGAGAGAUCGUUGUACGGACUGGAUCACGGAGACGAAACCAUCAAGGCCAUGUCCGAAGGUAAGUACCAAUACUGCUUUUCUAACGAAAAAUCAAGCAGAGUGGACUUGGAUGUGUCCUUCAACGUUCAUGGAGUCAUUUACAUUGAUGUCAACGACCCAAAGUCCGAUACCUUGGACUACGCUAUCUCCAAGUUGAGCCAGUUGGCCAGCGAUGUCAAGGCUGAACAAAACUACUUGGUCAUCAGAGAGAGAACCCAUAGAAACACCGCCGAGUCCACCAACUCGCGUGUUAAGUGGUGGUCUGUCUUCCAAAUUAUUGUUGUUGCAUUGAACUCUGUCUUCCAGAUUUACUACUUGAAGCGCUUUUUCGAAGUGCGCUCGGUGGUUUAG
Molecule: messenger RNA, 597 nt
Organism: Clavispora lusitaniae ATCC 42720
Lineage: Eukaryota; Fungi; Ascomycota; Pichiomycetes; Serinales; Metschnikowiaceae
Gene: EMP24
Product: Emp24p
Biological process (GO): intracellular protein transport; endoplasmic reticulum to Golgi vesicle-mediated transport; protein retention in ER lumen
Cellular component (GO): endoplasmic reticulum; Golgi apparatus; endoplasmic reticulum-Golgi intermediate compartment
Source: RefSeq, a predicted model, not a curated record